AUGGAGAGAAGGAAGCUCGCAGGCGCGCGGUUGCUACUCCGGACGUCUUGGCCGAUCACGAAGAUGGAGACGGCUCUGAUCGAAGAAGAGGAACUGUCCGUGGUUGUCGCGAGCAGCAACAGCGAAGUGGUGAGAGCUUUUGAGUUCUGGGGUUGUUGGGAACAUAAUAGGAAGAAGGCGAGGGCAAAGGAGGUCUCGGUGAUGUUUGCUCGACAGUCACGAUGUCUCCCCCUCGUUUUGGCAGUUCCAAUCAAAAAAUCAAUAGGCUCAAGUGGGUGUUUGGUUUUGGUUCUUGACAGGAAAGAAGGAAGGACGAGGGAUGCUGCUAAUCCAUGGCAUAACUCUAAGGAAUUGAAAAAUGAGAAAGGAUGUGACAGUUUCAGCUAA
Lactuca saligna is the source of this 387-nucleotide messenger RNA. The record is from the annotation of a GenBank genome assembly. Lineage: Eukaryota; Viridiplantae; Streptophyta; Magnoliopsida; Asterales; Asteraceae.